AUGACGGUCGAGGCAAUCACCUGCGACUGGAGAGUCAAGUCGAUCAUGGGCAAGGCUUCGAACCUGGCAUGGGCGAAACAGGCCACAGGUCCUAUGCCUCUAGAAGCCAUUCAUUACUUGAUAAACUUGGCUGUUACUAAACAACGAAACGUACUUAUUGGUACAAAAGCCAGUAACCUCGUCUAUGUUACCAAGGAGUUUUUCCAGGAAAGCCCUCUCGGCAUUGAAGAGGCUACCGUCAAGGACGAUGUUCUGGGCUUCUUUUCCCUUGUUCUUACCUACGCCAAAGCAGCUGGACAGCUCAAACAAUGGCCUCAAGCCAUAUUUAAAGAAGCAGGUGUGACUUCAUGUCGGGAAAAUGACUAUGAUCAGGAUGAGAAGAAGCUGUAUACUAUCGCUGAUCCAAAUAAAUUCUGCGACUUGAUAAACGGCAAGAUGGUGCCCUCUAAUAAACUCUUUAGGGGCAAAAUGAGUUUUACAUACGACUUUACAGACCGCAAGAGUAAGACGGCCCUUGAAAAGGACUCCCUUGCGGAGGACCUGGACCGCCUGAUGCUGGCUCAAAUGGGGAAUCUGGAGCAGAAGCCCGAGUAUUUAGUCGACACCCAGCGCCCAGUGCCUCUUUUCGAGUUCCGGGGCUUGGGAUCCAGCACGGCGGCCACGAUGGAGAAGGAUGUGAAGGAAAUUGAGGACAUGUUCCUCGAAUUGCACAAGAAAUACGAAACGGCACCGACAGCGUUCACAAAGUGGUGGAAACGUGCAGAAAGCGCGGAGCUUAUUGGAAUUGGUGGCCACACGGAGCGCGGAGUCGCCCAACGCAUCUGA
Molecule: messenger RNA, 825 nt
Organism: Cryphonectria parasitica EP155
Lineage: Eukaryota; Fungi; Ascomycota; Sordariomycetes; Diaporthales; Cryphonectriaceae
Exons: 6
Coding region: 1-825 (274 amino acids)
Source: RefSeq, a predicted model, not a curated record